AUGGCUGUCGCCGAAACUGAGAAGUUCCUCCACCUCUCGCGGCCCAUCGCGCCGGCGACGGUUGGCCUUCAGGGCACUAUUGCCCCGCUCACCGUCAACAUCCAACCCCAGGCCAUCCUGUCCAUUCUCGACCAUGCCGUUCGAAGAGACAUCCGCGAUACGCAAUCAACCCGCGUUAUCGGCGCCCUCGUCGGUGUCCGCUCCGAAGAUGGCACCGAGGUCGAAGUGCGCUCCUGCUUCGCCAUCCCUCACACCGAGAAUGAGGACCAGGUCGAGGUGGACGUCGACUACCAGAAGAACAUGCUCGCCCUCACCCUCAAGGCCUCCCCGCGCGAGUCCCUGCUGGGUUGGUACACCACCACCCACGAGCUCAACUCCUUCUCCGCCCUGAUCCAGAACUUCUUCGCCUCCCCGGACACCGGCACCUUCCCCCACCCCGCCGUCCACCUGACCAUCAGCACCGACCCGACCGCCGAAAUCGAGGCCCGCUGCUACAUCUCCGCCCCCGUCGCCGUCAACGCCGAGCGCGCUGCCGAAAGCUGCCUCUUCAUCCAGGUGCCCCACAAGCUCAUGUACGGCGACGCCGAGCGCAGCGCCCUCGAGGCUAUCUCCAUGGCCAAGGACAACGAGGACCGCGUCGCCCCCGUCGUCUCCGACAUCGAGGGCCUCGCCCGCUCCAUCGAGCAGGGUACCAACCUGAUCGAGCGCGUCAGCGAGUGGGUCAACGGCAUCCUCGACGAGGACGAGGAGCCCAACCACGCCCUCGGCCAGUACCUCAUGAACGCCCUGUCUCUCGCCCCCAAGGUCGACCCCUCCCAGAUCGAGCACGACUUCAACAACCACAUCCAGGACGUCCUCAUGGUCUCCUACCUCGCCAACACCAUCCGCACCCAGAUCGACCUGUCGCAAAGGCUGGCGACGGCCAACCUCACCGGUGGCGAGAAGGAUGGCGAGGGCAAGGCGGCCGAGGGCGGCGAGAAGGGCGAGCAGCGGGGUCAGCGUGGUGGCAAGCGUGGUGGACGUGGCGGCGGCCGUGGUGGUGGCCAGAACAGAGAGCCCAGAGAGCCUCGGGAGCCCCGCGAGCCGAGGGAACCCACGGAGUAA
Molecule: messenger RNA, 1104 nt
Organism: Colletotrichum aenigma
Lineage: Eukaryota; Fungi; Ascomycota; Sordariomycetes; Glomerellales; Glomerellaceae
Product: Eukaryotic translation initiation factor 3 subunit F
Exons: 2
Coding region: 1-1104 (367 amino acids)
Biological process (GO): translational initiation
Cellular component (GO): eukaryotic translation initiation factor 3 complex, eIF3m
Molecular function (GO): translation initiation factor binding; metallopeptidase activity; translation initiation factor activity
Source: RefSeq, a predicted model, not a curated record